Megalobrama amblycephala (Wuchang bream) is the source of this 5828-nucleotide messenger RNA. It is a transcript of the gene ubtf, whose product is annotated as upstream binding transcription factor. The transcript is spliced from 21 exons. NCBI's taxonomy places the organism in Eukaryota, Metazoa, Chordata, Actinopteri, Cypriniformes, Xenocyprididae. The record is from RefSeq and is a predicted model, not a curated record. Bases 1509 to 3722 code for a protein of 737 amino acids.
UUAUUAUUAUACACAUAACAGCAUGUGAUGAGGAUUGAUUUUUAACAGCAUUUUUGUGUGGUUGUUUUUGACGACCGCUGGUUCAGCUUUCACAAGGGCUGGAGGGGGAUUCAAUGCUAGUUAUAGCCGGCUAGCUCCGGUGUAGGUCAGUCAUAGGUCGGUUUAACAUUGUAAAAUCGUGUUUUAUUAAAUUUAGACAUUUGUACGGUAACACUUUCACACGUAAGUUAGACACCCGACACGAUGAAACCUGUUUGAGUUUAUAAUUAAGUUGGGUAAAUCAGUAAAACUGAAUUUUAAUCAUUAAACAUGCUGUUUAGUGCUUAAUUAUGCUUUACUGAUUUAUUUAAUUUAGACAAAACCUCAUUAAAUUUAAACAUUAAUUUUAAAAUUGACCCUUAUAAAUACUUAAACACGACGUAUUUUGCUUUGAGCUCCAAGAGCUCCGUUACAAAGCUUUUGUUCAUAAAAUCGAUUAAAAUCCACAAGUUUUUUGUUUUUUUCCCCUGAGCAUUUAAAUGGUUUUAAAGCUCGAUUCUAUUCAGGCAAGGUCUGAUUAUCCACUGUUUCUGAACAUUUCGGGGUGGUAAAAAUGCCCUUCAUCCAGGGUCUAUUUUAAAGCUGGAUUUUGCUGGCUCACACGCCGCCAUUACACAUUCAGCGCAGCGGCGACGCCUCGCCCUGGAAAAAGCCUCGUGCCAUUUUGUGACUAAUUCAGUCGGCUCACGCAUUUGCUAAACUACAUCAGAUGAUGACUAGCCUCCCAUAUUCAACCAUUUUAAUACAGUCGCUGUGAAUAAAAUGGGGGGCGACCCAGAAUGUGUCCGUGGCGGAAGCGGAGACCCGCGCCCUGUUGGUUUGGAGGCAGACUCUGGUGCUGCAUGCUGUAGCAGUCACUCAUGAUGAUCCCUGGCUGUGUUUCCCCCUCUCGACGGAGACCGAAAGCAGAUCCCGAUCCGUGGUCAGCUGGUCCGUCUACAGGCAGCUGCCUGCGUAUCGCCCAAAACGCUCCUUCCUCCUCCUGUAGUACCUCCCAGUAUCCACUCGUCCGCCGAAAAAAUACUCCAUUUUCGAGCUAGUACACGAAGCGCUCGCCUCGAAAAGCGCGCAGAGCGCAGGAGAAGCCGUUUCAAGUCUUAGUUCAGUAGACAAAAUGGAAGAUUAGACGGAUUGGCUGCUCUUGCUGGUGUCGACUGCAGAGUUAUUUGAGAUUUGAAACCGUCACAAGCAAUGGGCUCUGUCUCACGAUGGAGCGUAAACGCUUAGGGGCGGUGUAAUGAACAUCAACCAUUAUGUGUCGGGCUGGAUUUUAAUUCCACACUUUAGACAACAGUUCCUGUUUUCGAAAUAUUCAUGAGUAGCUUUGUAGGUGUUUAAUAGACGAAACUCAUGCCAGGAAAAAACAAUCCCCAUGUGAAUAUGAUGCAUUCUUUUUGUUUUGAAUAAUUUGAUGCCAAAUUAAUAGUUGAAAGCUAUAUAUGGUGUCAAAGCCAUAGUGAUUCAAGACAAUGAAUGGAGAAAUGGACUCCGCUGCUAAAGAGAUCGUUUGGGAGCAGGAAGACCUUUUGAAGCUGUUGGAUGCCAUGAAGACGAACCUGCCAGAUAAAGAUCUGUCCAAGUACAAGACGUCCGAGUCCCAUUUGGACUGGGAGAAAAUUGCUUUCAACACAUACUCUGCAGAGAUGUGCAAACAGAAAUGGCUGGAAGUUUCACGUGAGAUACGCAAGUUCCGCACCCUUUCUGAGCUGAUCGUGGAUGCCCAGGACUACGUCAAAAAUCCAUACAAAGGAAAGAAGCUGAAGAAACACCCAGACUUCCCCAAAAAGCCGUUGACACCAUAUUUCCGUUUCUUUAUGGAGAAGCGUGCCAAGUAUGCUAAACUACAUCCAGAGAUGAGCAACCUAGAUCUCACAAAGAUCCUGUCCAAAAAAUACAAGGAGCUCCCAGAGCGUAAAAAAGAGAAAUACGUGAAAGACUUUCUCAGAGAAAAGGAGUCUUUCAUGCUCAGCAUGAUGAAGUUCAGGCAGGAUCAUCCCGACCUUCUAGAGAACGUUGGCAAGAAGUCCAAUGUUCCAGAGAAGCCCAAGACACCCCAGCAACUGUGGUAUAGCCAUGAGAAGAAGGCUUUUCUCAAAGCACACCCAGAUGCAACCACCAAAGACAUCAAGGAUAGUCUUGGAAAGCAAUGGCCACAGCUGUCAGACAAGAAGAGGAUGAAGUGGAUCACAAAGUCUCUGGAGCAGCAUAAACUGUAUGAGGAGACGAUGCGUGAGUUUAUCCAGCAGCACCCAGAGUUGAACAUCACGGAGGAGGACAUCGUCAAAUCCACUCUGACCAAAGCAGAGAGACAGCUCAAGGACAAGUUUGAUGGGCGGCCCGACAAACCGCCUUCUAAUGGUUACUCAAUGUUCUGUGCUGAGCUGAUGUCCAGUAUGAAAGACGUUCCCAGUACGGCGCGUAUGGUCAUGUGCAGCCAGCGCUGGAAACUCCUCAAACAGAAUGAGAAAGAUGCUUACCAAAAGCGCUGUGAACAGAAAAAGAAAGAAUAUGAAGUUGAGAUGAAUCGCUACUUAUUAACUAUCUCAGAGGAGGAGCAGCAGAGAAUAAUGUCAGAACAGAAGAUGGGCAACUUUAAAAGGGGAGGUGGUGGUGGCAGCCCCGCUUCCAAAAAGAACCCCAAAGCAAAGUCUGCAGAGAAGCCCAAGCCCCCUGUGUCUGCAAUGUUCAUUUUCUCUGAAGAGAAGCGCCCAAAACUUCAACAGGAAAGGCCUGAACUUUCUGACAUGGAGCUUACCAGACUACUAGCCCGCAUGUGGAACGAGCUUUCUGACAAGAAGAAGGAGAAGUAUAAAACUCUAGAGAUGACUCUGAAGGCAGACUCUGAGAAGCAGAGCAAAGAGGACAAAGGGAAACUACCAGAAACACCCAAAACAGCUCAGGAUAUCUGGCAACAGAGCGUCAUUGGAGACUAUCUCGCCCGAUUCAAGAAUGAUCGGGCGAAAGCUCAGAAAGCCAUGGAGGCCACCUGGAACACCAUGGAGAAAAAAGAAAAGAUCAUGUGGAUCAAAAAGGCUGCAGAGGACCAGAAGAGAUAUGAAAGAGAGCUGAGUGAGAUGCGAUCACCUGCCCCAGUCUUCGUUCUUGGGAAAAAAAUGAAAUUUGAUGGGGAACCUAAGAAACCGCCCUCGAACGGUUAUCAGAAGUUCUCUCAAGAGAUGCUGUCAAACGGUGAGCUGAACCAUCUGCCCAUGAAAGAGCGCAUGGGUGAAAUCGGAGGCCGUUGGCAGCGACUCCCUCAGAAAGAGAAGGACCGUUACAAAAGAAUGGCGGAGGAAAAACAGAGGCAGUACAAAGUGCAUCUCGAGCAGUGGCUUGCGAGUUUAUCAUCACAAGAGAGAGCUGUGUAUAAAGAAUAUAACGCUCCGAAACGGAAGAGCACAACAAAACCUGGUGGCCCGAAAGCUAAAGUGAAACCCAAGGCCAAAGGAUCGGACGAUGAAGAGGAUGAUGACGACGAUGAUGACAAUGACGACGAUGAUGAUGAUGAAGAGAAGGAAUCUGAUGACGGAUCAUCCUCUGAUGACGACAGUGAUGAUGAUGAUGACGACGACGAAGAUAAUGAGGAAAUAGAGGAUGAAGAAGAGGUGGAGGAUAAGGAGAAUAAAUCAGAGAGCAGUAGCAGUGGUUCCAGCUCUGAAUCAUCGGGAUCGGACUCGGACUGAACCAGAGCCGAGUCAGGCUGAGCCCACAGACUGCCAGAAACGCUGUGAACUGAGCCAUGAGCCGGGGGUCUGAGCCUGCUCUGCACUGCGCUCUUCCCACCACAGGAGGGGGCUCACCCCGCUGUCACACAUCUGCGCCACCUCAUACGGUCUUUUUCUCCGCUUCUGUUCUGUUCUGUUCUCCCCUGCACUUUUGGUUUUAUUCGUUCCUCCCUCUAUGAUUUUUCUUGGCAGAUUUUAAGGCAUUUUAGGCACCGCACACAAUGAUGUAUAGUCUAAAUUCCUCCCAACACCGCUGGUCACAGAAAAAGGGGUUUAGUGCUCUGCUAUUGGCUUGUAGUUGUCAUGAGGUGUUAUUAGGAUGCCCCGUGUUUAUACUUUAAAGGUAAGAAGACAUAGAGAGUACCAGGUGCCAUUUUUUUCUGUAAAUGAGCCAAAGAGUCUCUUAGUUUUGCAGAUUAUUUUGGGAGGUACAGGGGACCAAAUAAUUGCACUCUGAAGAAUGUCUGCUUUUUUUCCCCUCUGUCUGUACCUCUCCUGUUCUUCCUAGUAGCAUUGUCCUGCUCCUUCCAUUUUUGCUUUGGUGUUUGUUUUCGCUUCUUCGGUUCAAAACAAAUGUGGUAUUUUCAGGAACAAUGAAGCCAUUUUGAAUGUUGACGAAUGGACCCCGCUGGUCUGGCACUCGGUGCUCGUUCACGAGGCGUUGAUGCGCUGCCCUUACCUGCACCUGAUGUGGGGUUAAAGGUGAAAAUGGACUAUUUAUUUUUGUCCUGUCCUAUAGAAAUGCUGCCCGUUGCGGUUUAGCGAUAUGGUUGUGACAAAGCCACAGCAAACGGGUUUGAGUUCGCUGUUCAUACAGAUGAUUUAAAAAAAACUGAUGUUACAUAAUGAGGACUAGUUUAUCAGUUAAUUGUUCUGCAGCACAAGCAAAAGUUUUUUUUUUUUUUUUUUUUUUUCUUUCAGAAAAUUGCUUUUGUUUUUUCGCAGAUUGGGCACCAAUAUGUUUCUUGUCAUUUGUUAAUAAUGGUUACGUAUUGUUUGAAGCUGACUUUUGUUCCUCUUUCCAACCACUGUUUUAUUUGGUGCUCCAAAGAAUUUUUUUAUUUUUAAAACGUGAUUGUUUUAAAUAUGAUGGAUGUGAGUUGCCCCAAAAUUCAGUGCACUUAUGAUAUAAUAAGCCCAGUGUUCUUUCAGUAUUUCUCUUUCUUCAUUUCAUCCAUCAGCCCGUAAUGUUAACCACUUCACAGGUCUUUCAUGCACCAGCUCAAGGAAUGUAAUGGAGAUGUUUUAUUUAAGAGAGGGGUGUCAUUAUUUGUUGUGUUUAUGUGUAUAUAUAUGAAGUGUUUUGAGGGUGAGGGUAUAUUCUCUCAUUCCAAUGCCCUGGCCUAAAAUGGCAACUGAACUAAUUUGUAAGCCACAACACAGCUUUCUGCGCUGAGCUUCGACCUUUUACUCAGUAUUUUUUUUUAAUGCAACCCUCAAAUUGAUAGGGGCACUGUAAAUUAAUUUUUCCUUUAUCUAAACAUUGAACCCUGAGGAUUUGGAUAAAAAGACAAGCAAAUAAUUUUGAUUUGGUUGUGAUUGCUGUGAAAAAAAAAAAAAAACGUUUGCUGUACCAGACCUAUUCUAGUGCCCAAGGCCUGUAUCCUGCAUAAAGUUCUUGGCUCAGUUUGGAAAAUAAAAUGUGGUUAUAGAUGGUGGGCAAGGAUAAGAAACCCAGUGGACCUUUCAAGAUUUGUUGAUAUUUUAUAGGAUUUUGAGACUUGCAAAUAGACUUGGGUUGGGUUCAGUGCUGUUGUAACGUAUUUGUACAUAUAGCUUUCAUUUUUUUCCCUUUGUAAUGAGUGAACAUUAUUAUUUGUAUUUUCAGUUGGCUAAGCAAUAUACUGCUGUAGCCAACACAAGUUUGUCAAUUGGGGACAUGUUUUUAAUUUGGUAAGUUUUAGUUUUUUACCCCUCCCCAUGUUUGUUUAUUUGUAGAAAUGGCAAAAAGAGAAAAAGCUUAAAUUUGUACUACAGAUUUGAAACAUUUGGACGUUUUCUAUAGCAAGAGAUGUUAUAUCCCUGCAAUUUACAAUUUCAGCAAAUAAACCUCUUAAACACUUA